AUGGGGGACUUCGUCGGGAGCAACGUGGCGGAUGCGUGCGCUGAGGAACCACGACUCCCGCCACUUUCAUCGCCGGUCCCGCCACCGCACUACGCAUCCGCAGCGUCCCCGGCAGGACGCUCUGCCACCGUCGUUGGCGGCGCAUUCAUACGUAGCCCUAUGGCAAUGACAUCCUCACAGGCAUAUACCACAACCAUCACUGCUGCCCCCGUCGCAGCUGUUGUUCCUCCUCCUUCGCCAGCAGCGGGGCUGGCGGGCACCUCUCCACACUCCUCUACGACCGCCGCGGAGUACGCGGAGAUUGAGCAGAAGCAGGUGGAGUUGCGAAGCGUGGUAGAACAUCGUAUUAUGACGCUUGAGCGAUCACUGCAGCGCCGCGAGGAGGAACUAGAGGCGCUGCGGAUGCAGCUAGGCAAAACAGAAGAGGAUUAUCAAUUUAACUAUGAACUCAUAAAGGACCGCGACGCGGCGCUAGAGGAGGCUGCGACACAGUUGCAGGUUAUGUAUGACGAGUUGCGACGUCACAAGUCUGAGGGGUCGGUGGCAGCCAAGCGUUUGGAGGGUGUUGAGGAGGAGAUUAAUAAACUGCGGCAACAACUUCGUGAGGCGGAGGUAGAACGUGAACAAACGUUGCAGGGUGUCCAGCACAAGUACCAGCUGAAGGAGCAAGAGUUAAAGGAGACGCUUGGCCGCAAGGAGACAGCGCUAGAGUCGGAGAAGCAGCGUCUGCAUGAAGAAUACCUACAUCGAUUUAAAGCACUUGAUGACAUCCAGGCAGAGACGGCGGAUAAGAGUAAAAUACUUGCAGAAGAAUUAGAGAAGAAGUGGAGCCAACAGGUGAAGGGACUAGAAGAGAAACUGAAUGCAUCCGCUAAAGCGAUGGAUGCCAUCCAGCGUGAGAAGGCGGCAUGUGAGUCUCGUUACGCGGAGACCUCCCAGGCAUUUUCUUUGUUAAAGCAUGAACAUGCGUCACUCCAAGAACAACAUGAGCUUGCCAUGACAGAAGCUGCUGAAAAGCAAAGAAAUCUCGAGGCGAAAUUGAAUGAGUGCAGUACCAUUAUGGGACAAGGCAUUGCCACCGUGGAGGACGGCAUGCGCCAGCAAACACGACGAGCCACCAGGUUAGAGAUAGAGUGCGGUCAACUACAGUCGCAAGUGACGGAACUGCAGGAGCGCUUGCAGGCGGCUCGAAUAGAAAGAGACAACGAGGCAAAACGUUUUAUGGAUGAAAGUCUUCAACUGCAAGAAAACUAUCGGCAGGCGGGGCGACAGAUGGAAGAGCAACGUCAAACUUGGGCAGACACUGAACGGCAAUUGACGCUGCAGUUACAACGGGUGCGAGACGAACUGGAUGAGACACGGAAGCAAGGCGACGCGACAUCUAGUCGUAUAGGCGAGUUCCAGGCUCGUCUUGAGGCUUCUCAAAAGGAGCGAGCUCAGAGUGGAGAGGAAAUUGAACGUCUGCGCCGGGAGCUUCAGCACUGUCGUGAGGAGGAGCAGCGUACUGCCACCCACGCACAAGAAUUGCGGCGUUCUGCGGAAGAAAAGAUUAUUGACGCCUCUCGUGAGGUGGCGGACGCAAAGGAGGAGGUGGAACGACUGAAGAAGCGUCUUUUUGAGCUUCAAGAGCGAUCCCAGUCAGAGUCGGCGCGAUUGUCGCGGGAGUUGCACGCUAGUGAGGCGGCACGCCAAGCACUAGAGGAGCAUUUUCACCUUGCAGAGGAUACCAACGGGCAGCGGGCACUUCUUGAGAGCCUACGCCACCAGAAGGAGGCGCUGGAGCGAAAGGUACUAGAGCUGGAGCACACAAAUGCGGCGAUACGCGAACAAGUAGCUUCCUUUACUAUGGAGCUACAAAACGAUCCCGUUGUAAAGUCGGCGAAGGAGGCGCAGCGCCGUGUGCAAGAGUUACAAGAGGACUUACUGCGAGCCCGGGACGAUGCCCAGCGUCUACGCGACGCAAUCCGUGAGAAGGAGGAGGAAUCCUCGCGGUAUCAGCUGGAGAUCCUGCGGGCACGGUCCAUGGAGACAGCGGCGCUGCAUCAGCGAGAACAGGAGGACCAACGCCUUCGCGAGGAGUACCAAAGCGUAAAGGAGGCCUAUGAACGUAUGCGAAAGGCCCUCAAGGAGCAGCAGCUGCAGCGGGGUAGAGCAUCGCCUGCCAAGCUAGCGGCAAAAGACGAGGAAAGUGGCACAGAUGAAACACAUAGGAAGGAUAGACACCGGCGUACCGAAAAAAAGUCAUACAAGGAAGCAGAGAGAGAUGCCGUCUCGAUGCGGGAGGCGGAGCUGUGGCGGCGGAAGUAUCUGCAGCUGGAGCAACACCUUCGUGAUCUCAUUCGGGAACGUGAUGGGCUGACAAAGGAGUUACAGCUCACGCGUCAGGACGUGGACGCAUUAGCAAGCGAGAAGCAAUCACUUGUUGAUCUGAACUCCCUGUUGAAGGCCCAACUACGGGAUGCCUACCGGACAACACUAGAAUACCCGCAGCUGACGCUAUCAACAUCACCGCCACCGCCACCGCCACCGUUACAGUCACAAAAACAGCAACAACAGCAACCAGCCAGUGUUCCCGUGGGAACCGAUGUGAAUUUGACAUCUGGCAGAACGGCGGGGCGAGGUUUGCCUCAACCCAUGCCUGCGCUUGCGGUAGACGCUGUCUUUAACGAUGCUUCGGCUCUGCCGUCUCUCCUUGACGCUGAGCGUCUUGCUGCCUUGGAAGGGGAGAUUGCGGCGAUGAAGUUGCACAUGAUGACCCAGCGCCAGGGUGUCACACGUGCCUCUCGAGCCAGAGUGGGAGGCGUCGACGCUAAGGAAACGGAGACCCGAAAGCCAUUGAAACAACAACAACAGCGACGUGUUGCUCAGUCUGUACCGAUGAGUCAGUCUCUCAGUCGGGGCGGAGCGCCGGUGGUCCACCGGGGUUCCACCGUGGUGCGUCACUACGGCUACGCGUAG
This is a messenger RNA of Trypanosoma rangeli, 2958 nucleotides long. RefSeq names its product 200 kDa antigen p200. Lineage: Eukaryota; Euglenozoa; Kinetoplastea; Trypanosomatida; Trypanosomatidae. The coding region runs from base 1 to 2958 and encodes 985 amino acids. The record is from RefSeq and is a predicted model, not a curated record. The transcript has a single exon.